Messenger RNA from Capsicum annuum, 525 nucleotides. RefSeq names its product receptor-like protein 35. Gene Ontology annotation, molecular function: protein binding. Bases 1 to 525 code for a protein of 174 amino acids. The transcript has a single exon. NCBI's taxonomy places the organism in Eukaryota, Viridiplantae, Streptophyta, Magnoliopsida, Solanales, Solanaceae. The record is from RefSeq and is a predicted model, not a curated record.
AUGGAGAAACUUGUUGCUUUCAUCUCUUUUCUCUUGUUGCUUCAGUACUAUGUUAUAAGUAGUUCAGCCAUGAACCAAUUUAAUAUCUCCACUGAUCAAUUAGCUCUUCUUUCCCUGAAAUCACAAAUCAUUUUUGGCCCCUUUCGUUUCUUGGAUGAAAGUUGGUCUCCAGCUAUGUCAGUUUGCCAUUGGGUUGGAGUCACUUGUGGCUCUCUUCACAAGAGAGUGAAGUCCUUGAAUCUUGCUGACAUGGCUCUUAAUGACAGAAUUCCACCUGAUUUUGGAAACCUCACAUUUCUUGUUUCUGUCAACUUGGGUAGCAACAGUUUCCGUGGAAAUUUGCCUCAAGAAAUGGCACACUUGCGACGGCUUAAGUUUCUUGAUUUAAGUUUUAACAGCUUCAGAGGGGACGUUCCUUCUUGGUUUGGGUUCUUACAUGAACUUCAAUUUCUUCAUCUUAGGAAUAAUAGUUUCACCGGCUCCCUUCCCUCUUCAUUUUCUAACAUUACAAAUCUUGAAAUGUAG